AUGGGUGUUACAGAAGUGACUAUCAAAAUUCCAACCAAAUUUACAUUUACUCCUUUUGAAUAUUGUACCUCUAUCUAUCGAUUACUUUCUCGAAUCGUGAAUUUUCAGAAUAAUUUGAUCAAGAAUUUGAUGAAUAAUUCAUUUCAUGAUAUUGAUAUCAUCACGGAAGGGAAUAAUUCAGCAAGUAAUUCCUUCAAAUUGCUACAAAUUUAUCCAACCAACAGGAAUAGUAGGGAAUCUAUUAAUUUAUUGACCUUUUAUAUAUCUACGGAAUGUUUGAAGAAAUCUUUGGAUGGGAAAUAUUCGGAAAGUCUUUGUUAUUAUUCUCCUCUUCAGAAAUUUAAUAUUGAUUUUACAAAUUAUCAAAAUCUUACUCGGGAGACUUUAUUUAAAAUUAUAAUGACAUGUGAAUCAAUUAAUGAAAUAUCUGAAUGGGAUAUGGACAAGAAAUUGGUAGAUAUCAGUUCAGAGCAUCCAGAGACAAUAAUCAAUUCAGUAUUUCCUUUACUAUUUGGAUUUGAAAAGGGGAAGAGUGAUUAUUUUACACCUAUGGAAAGUGUGAUUGAUAAUUGUAUUCGUAAUUUUCUUAAAUCUGCUACCGAUUCCGAUGAUGAACAUGAAGAAGAUUUGCAGAGUUUCAUGUUGGAGAGUAGUACUGAACCGAAUAUGAUCAUCGGAUCGGCACGAGUUGAAGCAGAUGAUGAUGAUCACCAUCAAGAACCCUAUAAACAAUACUUGUCAUCAAUUUUAGAUGAAAUUUCGGAUGAAUCAUCCAAUGAUGAUGAAAGUGGUGUCGAUGAACAAAAUCAACAAAAGAGAAAUGGAGCAGCAGCAUUGGUGAACAAACAAGCAACAAGUAAGAAACGAAAAAUUACUGUAAAAACAAUAUUGAGAGAUGAUGGACCAACACAAAUGGUUACUACAGGUGCUAGUGGCCAUAAACAACAAGAAGAUAAUGAUGACAAUUACUACUCGGAUGAAUUUAUGGAAGAGGAGAAUGAAGCAAUUUUCAUGUCAAAUCCGUAUGCUUCAUUGAUGCCCUCCUCAUCCAACAGCACACCAACAACAACAUUGGAAAACAAUGAAAAACAAAGGAAACCAAAUUCGAAUACUGCAAACACUGGUGGACAACAAUCACUCUACUUUUCACCGUCGAAUAUUUUGUUGGAUAUGAAAUUAGAAGAUUCUGAACGAUUUGAAAUUCUAAAGCAAGCCAGUGUUUUGGAACAGACUAAAUAUCAAUUGCAGAAAUUGUUCAUUCCCUAUGAUCCAUCGAAUAAGAGAGCUUCAUUGAAUAAUCAACAACUUUCGAAUAAUCAUCAUGUAACUCAUCAUCACCAUCAUCAUGGAAGAAAACAUCAAGAUUUGGUAACAGUUCUCACAGUACCAUCCGAAGAGGAAUAUGAAAAGAAAAAGAUACUCCUGAGAACUCUUCGUGUUAAGCACACUGACAAGGUCAUUGACUCAAUUUUAAAUUCACCACAUUCUUCAGCAGUUUCUUCUUCUUCUUCUGAUAAUGAGGAAGAGGACUACAGAGGUAAUGAAAUUGCAAAUAUUGUAAAACAUGCCAGAAACAACAAGUUUGACUCUGAUGAUGACAAUUUAUCCACUUCAACAACUUCUGAAAUGGGAUCGGACUAUAUUCACAAUCUCAUCAAUAAUGGUGAUAUAGAAGAUGAUGAUUCAUUGGCAUCAGAUGAUUAUGAUCCAGAGGCACUUCAACAAGGAUCAAUCAGUCGUCAAAAUUCCUCACAACAAUUAGUCAAAAAUACUGAGGAAGCUAGAGCUCUGAUAACAGCCAUGAGAAAGAAGAAUAUCAAGGAUUUGAAGGAAUUCAAUUCUAUUGAUAAUUGGAAAGAUUAUUAUGGAGGGGUAGUGGCUCACAACCUGUCCAUGAUUAAGCUCGACAUGAUCAAAUCAAUUAAUGAAUAUUUGGAGUUGCAUCGUCAAGAAAUUGGUAUUUGUAAAGUAAUCAAAGUUUCCUCUACCAUUUUGGCUAUUGGUACAUCUAAUGGAACAACAGUUAUAUUUUCCAAUAGCAGCAGUAAGGUAGCUCACUUGAAAUUGACCAAACAAGGAAAGGGAACACCAACAAAGAAUCCACAACCAAUUGUAAAUCAAUAUAACAGUGUAACUUGUAUGGAUAUUACAUCGACAGGAAAUUACGUUGUUUGUGGCUAUGAAUACGGUGAUAUAGCCUUUUGGAGUAUUCAAAAUGGUGGUGAGUUAAUCAAGAGAAUUAAUGGUAAAGGAGAGGAAAAUGUAAAUAGUAAUAGUUCAGAGUUCAUGACACCAGUAGAUAAUAUUCAAUUUGUAAAAAAUAAUCCUUUCAAGGUACUUGUUUCUAGUCAAGGAGCUGUCAAGUUGAUAACACUCAAGGAAAAGUUAAUCAAAUUGGGAGGAAAUUCAUACGUGUAUGAUAGUUUACGAGUCACUGAUGACAAUUUUGAUAGAGUAGUCGAUGUGAAAAUUCUUGCAGAAGGAGAAGCUUAUCACGCUAGUAAUGAUUACCUUGUUGUUGCUAUGGCAACAAGUAUGGGAGUUUUUGUAAUGGCUCUUGAACCAUUCGUAAAGAUUCUUUGCUUUUUAUCUAAACCUGAGGAAGUUUCUCCAACCACACUUCCCUAUCUGUCUUGGAGAAAAGUUUUGGCUCCAAUUCAGCUGGCAACCUCCCACGAAACUACACUCAACCAAAUUUUAAGACUCAAUAAGACUAAACCACCUCUGUUAGCUAUUGCUUGGGGUAAUAUUUUGAAUAUUUUCCAAUUGGAGGUGGAACCUCAACCAAAAGGAUCAGUUCCAAACGACAGUGUAAAUAGUGAAAUGUUCAGAGUUUCAUGUAUGGAAUUUAAGAAUGAUUUGAUUGGAGCAUUAUGGUGUGGAGAGCAAGUCAUGCUUUUAUUGGACAGAGAGCAUCAACUGCUUGUUGUUGAUCCAUUCGCAACAAAGAAUGUCGAAGAGAGAAAGAUUACAUUCGAAAUACCAACAAAAGCUACACAGGAGAAGGUAAUUUCAACUCACCACCUAACCUAUCACUCCAGAUUCGAUGUAAAGAGUAAUGAUGGAAAAUUUACUCUCCAUCCUGUUCCAUCUUUUCAUUCUACUCUUUGUACUAGAGCUUCAUCUGUUGAUGGAGUUGCCUAUUUAUUGUGUGAUAACGAUAUGAAUAUUAAUAAUCAAGUUGUUAUCACUGUAAAAGUGUUGAGUUGGAAGGAAAGAAUUGAUCAGCUAUUGGAUAUGGGAUCUUGGAAUCAUGCACUCAAGAUGGCUCUCAAUUUCUAUCAAGGAAGAGGUAUUGCUGUUAUUGGUCUGCCAACCGAUUCCAGUCUCAGAAAACAAUUGGCUGGUGAUGUUAUUGGAGAUAUUUUACAGGGCUAUGUAGAUUAUUAUACUUCUCAAGUUAACACUCCAGGAGAUCAAGAUGAAAUGUCUGAUAAUGGAAUUGAUGAGUAUUAUACAGAACUUGCCAAGACAUGUAUUAGGUAUUCGAUAGAGAUUGAAAAAUCUGACAAGAUUUUCACAACCUUCUAUGAAAUAUUUAAAGGGAAAAACAAGGAACGACUUUUCAUUUCAAUUAUUCAAGAGUAUAUCAUCAAAGGUUUAUUAAUAUCGAGCGAGUCUGAAAUUGUUAUUGUUCCCAAUAAUUUCGUGGAUAAGAUUAUUCAACAACAUUUGGAAAUUUAUCAAGCUUCUAACAUGCCAGCUCUCGAGAAUUUCCUUCUUUGCUUGGAAUAUAAUGAUCAUUUGAGUACGGAUGAGUAUGCCAAUGUAGAAUUUUGCAAACAAUUAAUUGAAAAGUGUAUUAGACUGAGAAUGUUCAAAGCCAUGGUUAUUAUUUACAAUAAGGGAUUGGACGACUAUGUUACUCCGCUUAAAGAAUUAUUGACCAUUGUUUUUGAUCCAAAUAAUAAUUCGCAAGGAGACAGGCCUGCAUGUAUUGAGUUGGUUUUCGAAUAUUUGGAAAAGCUAUUCAUUCAAGGAACUUCCAUUACGAAUAAUCGUAUUUCUGCUGGACUUCUCUAUGACAUCAAACUCCAAGUUUUGAAUACCAUCUUUAAAGCCAAUGAGAAUAUUAGAGACCAAUUCUCUAGCUCUGCAAUGCCAUUCAAGUCAUCAGCGCUCUCUAAGAACUUUUCCUACAAGAAGUAUUACAUGCUCUCUCGGCUGCUCAUCUUAUCUGCCAAGAGAUUCUUUGCUUGGUUAGAAAAGGUCAACAAUGAUAGUUCUUCAUCUAGUUUAUGGUACUCUACUGAGGAAAAGGAGGUUUUAGCUCAUCCACUAUUCAAGCCAAUCACCAAACAAGAGUUAACGAAUUGUUUGAUUUAUAUUUUCAGCUACUUGUCUGGAAUUGAAAAUCCUUUCUCUCCGUGGGAAAUGAAAACAAAGAAAUUUACCAUAGAGGAGGAACAAUCACCACAAGCACAUUGGGCUCCAAAUCUAGAAGAUACUGUCUACUUUUCAUUAUUCUUAGCUGAACAAUUGUCCAAGUCUGGAAAACAAGCUAUUGAUAAGAAUUCAAUCUUUGUCUCUGUGGAUACUCUUCAUAGAAUUUUUUCCACGUUAUGUUAUGAAGGAAACUUGUUUGAUGAUGAUAUUGCCACCACACAAUUGGAACUGGUUGAAAUUUUAACCAAUGCUCAUCAUAUUAUUGACAGAGACAUUUCAAAGGAGCUAAUUAACAUUGAAGAGCUGAUAACAUCAUGUAGAAAUUCCAGAUUUCACAAGGUCCUCAUAUAUCUCUACUCUUUGAAAGGAGAUUACGAAAAGUUAUUGGAUGCCUAUUUGGCAGAUAAGGAGUUACGUGGUGGAGUUUUUACAUUCAUCAACAAUCUCACCAAAGUAGAAUCGAACUAUACAAAAAGAGGUGGAGAUGUUGUUGGAGCUGUUAAACUUUACUUGGAAAAGGUUGAUGAAAAGUUGAGAGAAUUGUGUGAAAAAUGUGUCUCUGAAGAAGAUCGUUUCACAAAGAGCAUUAAUUUAGCUGAACUACAACAAGAUUAUUACAAUUCCACACAACAACAACCUAAUGAAAAUCAUGAUGAAGGAUUGAAUGGUCCUCCAAUAACUGAUCUCUUUUACCUUCUCAAGGAAUUUGAUUCCAAGUACAGAAAUUAUUUACAAAUCAAGUGGGAAGAAUUACAACAACAACGAAAAAUCAAACUCUCCAAAGUAAUGGAUCCAAAUCUUGAAAAGAAACAACAGAUUGAUGAUAAGGAUGAAUUGAAAGCUUGGGCUCAAAAGAUGGUUUCUGUUGUGACAGCUUUCACAACCUCAUCAGCUUCAGAGACUGACGAGUCUACGGUCGUACAAGACAUGACAGCCAUGAUUGUUAGCCCUAAUAGCUUAUCCAAAGGAAGGAGAAGAAUUUUAGAAGUCCAAUUCUAUUCUAGUAGUGUAAUGGGUAUUCUUCAAUCAGAAAUUUAUGAAAAGUUCAAGCAGCUAAUUAUUGAAAUUGUCAACAUGUGCAAGAGAAAUAUUGAUAACGGUAGAUUAUCUGAUAAGGAAGUUGAAAAAUUGUGGUUUAAUUUGUUGGACAAACUUGUGGUGCCGCUUCGUGAGUUAUUCGAAUCCUACUGUAAAUCUUCAACAGAUUGUGAACAAAACUUGAAAGGUCAAGCAGAACCUACAACAACAUCAAAAAGCUCUGAAAAAGCAAAAAAGAGGAAGAAACAUGAAUCGAGUGAUGAUGACUCUGAUGAUGGAGAAAGGGAUGCUCUGAACGAUUCAAUGACCUUUAUGGAUGGUCUCAGUGAUGAUGAGGAUAUUACAAUUGAGGAAAAUAUUAAUGAUCACAAGGAAAUGAUUGCAUCAUCAAUUAGAGAAAAGGAAAAACUCCAAGAAAAGGUCAGAUAUGAAUUUGAUCCUGUAGUUACCAAGGAAACCUAUGAGAAAAUUAAUAGAAUUGAGAAAAGAUUGGUUGCUUUACGAAAUUUCCUUGCCGAUUUGGAAUAUGAAAAAAAGAGAGAGGACGAGAGAAUGAUGAGAGAAGCAACUGAUCCACUAGCUCCAAAGAAUUUAAAGAAUAGACCUAGCAACUUGUUCCUUCAAGUGUGUUUGCAUCAUUUACUCAAAUUGGUAUUCACUGAAAUGUCCAACUCUUCAUCAAGUAUUCAGGAUGAGAAUGAUGAUUCACAAUCAACGAGUAUUGAGGAAAAACAUCAAAGAGAAAAGAAAUUUUCAGUAUUCCACUUACUUCAACAAGCUGCCAAGAAUUACAAGAAGGACUUGUAUGGUUACUUCAAAGAGCCUCUAUUAGACAUGUAUGACAAGUGUGGAUUUGAGCUCAUGCUUUAUCACUCAAUUAAUAGAUUAUUGGAAAGUGACGGCUUCUGGCUUCACAGAAGAAGAUUUAGAAGAACCAGAAGGGGUAUAAGGCCUAAAUCAAACUAUUGUAGAUUGUGUGAUUGUUCGAUUUAUGAUUUAGAUGAGGAUAACACAAAGGGUGGAAAAUUGAAAGUAUUCUAUUGCGGACAUGCUUUACAUGAACAUUGCUUGGAUGAAAUUAAUUGUCUCAAUAGAUGUCCUAUUUGUUCCAAGAUGGACACUGAUUCAGCCAUUUUGGAGAGCGACACAAAGAAAUCAUCUCAUGAGUUGGAAAAGAAAAAGUCAAUGACUGGUUCUUCUCUUCUACAUAAUGCCACUCUUGAGGUAUUGGAUAUUCAAAAGCUAAAAAGCAACAAGAACGAAAUAUAGUUCAAGAAUUGGUUGUAGAUAAUGAUGAAGCCAAUCAAGAACAACCAGCCACUGCCACCAGGAAGAGUAGAAAGACAACUCUAGCAAUUCAACCACCAACAGUCAGAAAGACCCUCAAAUUGGACUUUAUUCCAAAAGGUAAAACACAAAAGGAAGAACCUGUUGAGGAAGAAGAAGAAUAAAUUAUUUAUUUAC
Naegleria gruberi is the source of this 6888-nucleotide messenger RNA. RefSeq lists its product as uncharacterized. The coding region runs from base 1 to 6693 and encodes 2230 amino acids. Gene Ontology annotation, cellular component: HOPS complex; late endosome. The record is from RefSeq and is a predicted model, not a curated record. Lineage: Eukaryota; Heterolobosea; Eutetramitea; Acrasida; Naegleriidae. The transcript is spliced from 4 exons. Gene Ontology annotation, biological process: protein targeting to vacuole; endosomal vesicle fusion. Gene Ontology annotation, molecular function: protein binding.